AUGACCUUCCGGGUACUGGUUGUGUUCGGUGUCCUUUAUACAGCGCAAUGCACGGCCCACUCGUUCCCACCGAGUUUUAAAUUUGGCGCCGCAACAUCAGCCUAUCAAAUUGAAGGGGCUUGGAAUGUUUCUGGUAAAGGGCUUAACAUAUGGGACACAUUUACACACGACUCAAGAAAUUCAGUAGUCGAUAGAAGCAGUGGGGACAUUGCCUGUGACUCCUACCACUUGUGGCGGAAAGAUGUGGACUUGGCUACGGAACUGGGACUCCAAUUUUAUCGAUUCUCCAUAUCAUGGUCCAGGCUCCUUCCAACGCCGUUCAGAAAUGAGAUCGAUGAAGAUGGAGCAGCAUAUUACAAUAACUUGAUAAAUGAAUUGUUGAAACGUAACAUAGAACCCGUUAUUACUCUAUACCAUUAUGACCUUCCACAGGCCCUUCAAGAUUUUGGUGGAUGGUUGAACCCCCUCAUAGCGGAUUGGUUUGCCAGCUACGCCAAGGUUGCUUACUCCCUGUACGCUGACAGGGUAAAGACUUGGCUGACCAUCAACGAGCCGUCUAUACUUUGCGACUACAUUUACAAUACGGGGAAGCUGCCUCCGAUGAUAUAUGAGCCUAUGUUGGCACCAUAUUUAUGCAACAAGAAUGUACUGUUAGCACAUGCAAAGGCUUGGAGGAUAUAUGACGAAGAGUACAAGCCUAUUUAUAAAGGUCGAGUAUCGAUUGCCAAUAACCCAGUGUGGAUAGAACCGGCUUCUCCAGAAUAUGAAAACUUAGCAGAACUCGCCAGGGAAUUUGGGGCCGGUCGAUAUUCCCAUCCAAUUUAUUCACAAAAGGGUGGGUGGCCACCAAGUGUCGAGAGACAUAUGGCAGAGUUAAGCAAAAAACAGGGUUAUCCAGAAUCAAGACUACCUGCAUUUAGCAUUGAAGAAAUUGAACUUAUACGAGGAACUUAUGACUACUACGGACUCAAUCAUUACACCAGUCGCGUCAUUCGCUCAAGACAACCAGGCGAACAAAUUGGACCAUGGAUCUUCUAUGGAUGCCCAGAGUUGGAUGCCGUUUUAGAAACGCCGAAAUCGUGGCCGACUACUGAUGCGGAUGACGUCGUUAUGUAUCCUGAAGGAAUUCGUAGGCAAUUAGAGUGGCUACAUCAGAAGUAUGGGAAUAUAACCUUCCUGAUUACGGAGAACGGCUGCGCAAGUCGUGGUGAUGAUAAUGACGAGGACAGAAUAGCUUUUAUUAAAAGUUAUUUAGAGCAGGUAUCCAUUGCUAUUAAAGAAGGCAUUAACGUAGAAGGUUACACAGUGUGGUCCCUGAUGGAUAACUUUGAAUGGCUCUUUGGUUACAAAACUAAAUACGGGUUAUACAAAGUCGACUUCAAUGAUCCUCAGCGAAGAAGGACACCGCGUGCAUCUGCUCAUUUUUACGCGAACAUAAUCAAAGCCAGAAAUACAGACGUCCCGACCAGUCAAACACCUAAAAGACAAGAAUAUCAUAAUCACUCCAACGCAAGAAGUCUUCAUAUAAAUAUAUUAUUACUCAUUUUAUUCUGGUUAAGUGUUAAAUAA
Zerene cesonia (dogface butterfly) is the source of this 1569-nucleotide messenger RNA. Its product is annotated as myrosinase 1-like. Gene Ontology annotation, molecular function: beta-glucosidase activity. Lineage: Eukaryota; Metazoa; Arthropoda; Insecta; Lepidoptera; Pieridae. Bases 1 to 1569 code for a protein of 522 amino acids. The record is from RefSeq and is a predicted model, not a curated record. The transcript has 11 exons. Gene Ontology annotation, biological process: carbohydrate metabolic process.